Messenger RNA from Helianthus annuus (common sunflower), 3518 nucleotides. RefSeq names its product ABC transporter G family member 24. Lineage: Eukaryota; Viridiplantae; Streptophyta; Magnoliopsida; Asterales; Asteraceae. The record is from RefSeq and is a predicted model, not a curated record. Bases 1 to 3234 code for a protein of 1077 amino acids. The transcript has 14 exons. Gene Ontology annotation, molecular function: ATP hydrolysis activity; ABC-type transporter activity; ATP binding.
AUGAAUCUUCUUGUUAAUGCCAGCAACUGUCCGUACUCCCUUAUAAAUGAAUCUUCUCUUCUUGCUUCGUUAACCCUCAACCACGUACUGCUACCCACCAUAAUGACCAAAUGCAAACUUCUCGCAUUAGCUAUCACCAUCUGUGUUUUGUUGCAUUCGCCCGAAACCCUACACUGUCAACUCUCUAACGACGGUCAUGUUACUCAGACUGUGUUUACCAGUCUCUCUGAUCUCACUUCUACCGUUCUUGAUAGUGUCGGAAACCGAGCUUCUUUCUGCGUUAAGGAUCGGGUGGUAGAGUGGGAUCGAGCUUUUAACUUUUCUUCUAAUUUGGAUUUCUUGAAGUCAUGCAUUAGGAAAACCAACGCUGAAGAUGUUAUCGGACGCGUGUGUUACGCAGCAGAGUUGAAAGACUACUUUGAACGUUUCUUUUCUGGUAGUCGUUACCUCAAGCCUAACAGAAACUGUAACAUAACAUCUAGAGUUUCAGGUUGUGAGCCAGGAUGGGCAUGUGCCGUUUCGGUCCCUGAGGAUGUUGACAUGAAAGAUUUUGUUAAUAUACCUGCCCGAACCGAUGACUGUCAGCCUUGUUGCGAGGGUUUCUUCUGCCCGAAAGGUCUUACUUGCAUGAUACCUUGCCCAUUGGGUGCAUACUGCCCAACUGCAACUUUAGAUACAGACACUGGCAUAUGUAAACCAUAUUCUUACCAAUUGCCUCCUGGAAUGCCUAAUCAUACCUGUGGUGGAGCUAACAUAUGGGCUGAUAUUCUCACUAGUCGCGACUUGUUUUGUUCAUCAGGGUCGUAUUGUCCCACAAGUACACAAAAAAUACCUUGCAGCAGCGGGCAUUACUGUCGGACAGGCUCUACAUCCGAGAAAGCAUGCUACAAUUUAAUCUCGUGUAACGAAGGAAGUUCAACUCAACAUAUUCAAGCAUACGGGGCAAUGCUUAUAGCAGCCAUAUUUACCAUUUUGCUCAUCAUCUACAACUGCUCUGAUCAAGUACUUACAAUUCGUGAAAGAAGGCGUGCUAAAUAUAGAGAAGCGGCUUCAAGACGCGCAAAAGAGAGAGUUAAAGCCGAUGAAAGAACUAUGGAACUCUCAACCUUACAUCAAAGUAGUGAAGAUGUGGAUUAUAAUGAUUCGGGUACUUCAAACGCGUCACAAGAAAACAUAUUGAAGCUAAGAAGUCAAACAUGUAACAAUACAGAUGACAAUCUUGAUCACAGUAGUAAAAAGAGGCUACAAAAAGGGAAACAAAUCCAUACUCAUAGCGAGAUCUUUAACUACGCGUACAGUCAAAUCGAGAAAGAGAAAGCUAUGCAAGAAAUCCAAAGCCUUAGUUUCUCAGAAGUAACAACCACAAUGGCUGUUAAUGCUGAAACCAGACGACGACCAACAAUCGAAGUUUCUUUUCAAGAUCUAACAGUUACUUUAAAAGGAAAAGGUAGAAGACAUCUUUUAAGAUGUGUAACCGGGAAAAUGAUGCCCGGUCGUAUAACAGCUGUCAUGGGCCCGUCUGGGGCGGGUAAAACGAUGUUUCUUUCUGCACUGGCAGGAAAAGCACACGGCUGUAAAAUAACCGGGUCGAUUCUUAUAAACGGGAAACCUGACUCGAUUCAUUCGUAUAAAAGGAUAAUCGGGUUUGUCCCACAAGAUGAUGUUGUUCAUGGUAAUUUAACUGUUGAGGAGAAUCUAUGGUUCAGUGCAAACUGCAGGUUACCGGCAAACAUGCUUAAACAAGACCGUGUUCUAGUUGUUGAGAGAGUUAUAGAGUGUUUGGGUUUACAAACAGUUAGAAAUUCGUUAGUUGGAACCGUUGAAAAGCGUGGAAUCUCGGGUGGUCAAAGGAAACGUGUCAAUGUUGGUUUGGAAAUGGUGAUGGAACCGUCACUGUUGAUCUUAGAUGAACCGACGUCUGGUUUAGAUAGUUCGUCUUCUCAGUUACUUCUUAGAGCACUUAGGCGGGAAACCCUUGAAGGUGUUAAUGUUAGUAUGGUUGUCCACCAACCAAGUUACUUGUUGUUUCAGAUGUUUGAUGAUCUAGUACUUCUAGCGAAAGGUGGACUUACGGUUUACCACGGGUCAGUGAGGGAAGUUGAAGAAUAUUUUUCCGAGAUUGGGAUUAACGUUCCGGAUCGCGUUAACCCACCGGAUUAUUUUAUAGAUGUUUUGGAAGGGAUGGUUAAACUAAACACGAGUUCGGGUGUAACUUGUGAACAGCUUCCUGUUAGAUGGAUGCUUCAUAAGGGUUAUCAUGUUCCACCUGAUAUGCAUGCAAAUGCUGCUGCUAUGUUCCCAGAAGGUCAACUUUCAAGUAAUGUACUAAAUGACAAUGAGGGUGCAGCAGAGGAUCAUUCCUUUGUUGGUGAAAUUUGGGAGUAUGUAAAGUCAAAUGUGAAAGUACGAAGCGACGUUAUUCGCCAUAAUUUCUUAAGAACAAAAGAUUUGUCCAACCGCUCAACUCCCGGGAUUCUUGUGCAGUACAGAUACUUCCUUGGAAGGGUUGCUAAGCAGAGGUUAAGAGAAUCCAAGCUACAAUUAGUAGAUUAUCUCAUCUUAUCACUUGCUGGGGCAUGUUUGGGAUCCAUUAGAAGACCAAAUGAAGAGACAUUUGGGGCACUUGGUUACACUUACUCCAUUAUUGCAGUGUCUUUAUUAUGCAAAGUUGCGGCAUUGAGAACGUUUUCUUUGGACAAGUUACAAUAUUGGAGAGAACGUGCAUCUGGCAUUAGCAGCUUAGCGCAUUUCCUUGCCAAAGAUACCGUUGACCAUUUCAAUACGGUUGUAAAGCCAGCAGUUUAUCUGUCAAUGUUCUACUUCUUCAGCAACGACCGUUCAUCUUUUGCGGAAAUUUACACAGUUUUGCUUUCCCUUGUGUAUUGCGUAACUGGCAUAGCGUACACGUUAGCCAUAUAUCUUGAUGCCGGUUCAUCACAACUGUUUGCAGUGCUCCUUCCUGUAGUCUUGACUCUCAUUCCAACACAGGCUGGAAAUAGCAAGUUCUUAAUAUUUGUUUCAAAUUUUUGCUACCCUAAGUGGACACUCGAAGCAUUUGUAAUUUCCAACGCAAACAGGUUUUCAGGAGUGUGGCUGAUCACGCGUUGUGGAGCACUUCAAAAGUUCGGGUACAAUGUACACGAUUGGGAUCUUUGCAUAUUCAUCCUCAUCAUGAUCGGUGUAGGUACCCGAAUUUCGGCUUUCUUUGGCAUGCUCAUUAUCCAUAAGAGAUGAAUCCGAAGUUUUCAUGUUAACGCCGUGAAAUUAUAUCGUAUAGGUAUUUAAUUACAGGGUAAGUAGGAAUGCUGUAUCAAAAAAGCAUAGUUAUAUAAUAUUAACACACCAUGAUAGAUGAGUUAGUGAACAAAUUUAAACAUGACUGUUUGGAGAGUUAUCUUUGAAUACAAAAGUUUCAAUGUAACAUAAUCUUGUCAAGUUCUUGUAGAUCAAUUAAAUGAAUAAUCCCUCACUAGCUACACAAUUUACCAGUCUAACACUAACCUUAGUAAUUAAAAAAA